Messenger RNA from Miscanthus lutarioriparius, 450 nucleotides. Lineage: Eukaryota; Viridiplantae; Streptophyta; Magnoliopsida; Poales; Poaceae. The record is from the annotation of a GenBank genome assembly.
AUGCGGGCGAUGUCGUCGGCGGUUAGUGGGAUGCUGCGGGCACGGCUGCGCGGGGCGGCGCGCGUCCGCGGCGGCGGCGGCGAGGGGGCCGGGCGGUGGACGACCCCGGGGCACGAGGAGCGCCCCAAGGGGUACCUCUUCAACCGGCCGCCGCCGCCACCGGGGGAAUCUCGCAAGUGGGAGGACUGGGAGCUGCCCUGCUACGUCACCUCCUUCCUCACCGUCGUCAUCCUCGGCGUCGGCCUCAACGCCAAGCCCGACCUUACAUCGAGACCUGGGCGCACCAGAAGGCGCUCGAGCGCCUCCAGCAGCAGGAGCUCGCCGCCGCCGACUCCCAAGCCGAGUGAUCCGCGCGUCUCAGGUCCCCUCGAACUCUCGGCUGCCUCUGAUUUGGUUCCAAUAAGAUGGUCACGAUGUGCGGUCCUGAAUUUUCUGAUAGCUCUGUUGUGA